Molecule: messenger RNA, 531 nt
Organism: Cricetulus griseus (Chinese hamster)
Lineage: Eukaryota; Metazoa; Chordata; Mammalia; Rodentia; Cricetidae
Source: RefSeq, a predicted model, not a curated record
AUGCCCUCAGCUCUGCGAGUCCCACUACCUGUCUACCCUCAAGGCCCCUCUCCAUUGUACAACAUCCGGCGUCCAGGCAGUGUCCAGAGACAUCAAAUGUGGUCGCUCUCUGAGGAGGAGGAGAGGAUGGAAGAAGAACAACAACCUGAGAAAUCAAGACCUCCCCAAAAGAAAGCAAACCUAGCUGUAAUCAAGAGAAAGAAACGUGGCAAGUUUCUUUUACCUCACCCAAAUGACAGGAAAGGAAAACGCUAUUCCUCUCAGGAGAUGUUCAAAUGUGAAUGCCACUUCUGCCAGAAGUAUGGUGGAAGCACGUCUGGGAUGUCUGCGGGGACCAGGACAGAAGAGACCUUUCAUUCACGCUCCUUAGAAAAGCUGACACUAGACCUCAGUAACAUGACACUCAACCCAUGUACCAACCAUACCCCUCUUAUGCAAAAAAACACAGAGAAAAUAGAAAAUGAAAAUGUGCAUUACAAACAGAACAGCAAGAGUCUAGUUAAAAUGCUUCUUCAGGAAUGGACAGAAUAA